AAAUGACGAAGAAGAGGAAUAUACAUUACUCAGAGGAAGUGAGCAAGUAACAUUACUCCAAUGCUAUAGGCCCAUGCCCACAGUGGAAACGCUUGUGUCAACCUGAAAGCUUGACGUACUUCAGUUUUCAAAGAGACAUUUUCAACAAAUGGCUUCAGCUGACAACAAGUUAUACUUCAUUAUAACUGCAAACUCGCCUUCACUCUAUGGGUACAUAAACGUCGGAGAAAUAUGCUUCAUAGAUAAGCAACGAUAUAAUGAAAGGCAAAAAAGACAACAAACAGACAUUUUACCUGUUGUUCGUAUGGGAACAUUAAUUGAUACAUUCCUUGAUAAAGUACUUCUGCAGCCAUUGUCACGCAGAGAAGCAGAAUUACUGAUGGCUCUUGAGUCCAAUGAUGACCGACUCUUGGCCCUGAAAGAUCCUGAGGCUUUAGAAAAAUCUUCAAAACUGUCUGAAGGCUGUCAGGUUCGCGUGGAAUAUAAAGAGCAGUGGCUCAAAGGUGUGAUUCGAUACAUUGGCAGACUCACAUCUCAUAUUUCUGAUCCUAUAACAGGAGUCUUCUUCGGGGUGGAACUGCAGGGGGGAGAUAAAGGAAAAGGCCAAAAUGAUGGUUCCUGCUUCCGAAAAACAUACUUCACAUGUUCUAAAAACUCAGGCAUUUUUGCACCUUUUACAAGAAUCAAACCAGUGGAUCAUAAACCUUCAGCACCACCUCUACAUACUCAAUCUCCCCUGUCCAUGACGUCUACGGAGCCUCUCAAAGCUGGAGACAGAGUAACCUUUUUUGGUGACAAAAAUGUUCAACAUGGCAUGGUUAUGGAUAUAAAUGACCACCCAGAUGGCAAAAUGGUUCUCAUAUCUACUGAUAAGGAUGAAGAGGGGAAGCAAGGAGGAGAGAUAGUGAUCCCACUGGAUUGUGUAAUUAAAGAGGAGCUGUUAAAUAAAGAUGAAACUGAAAAAAUGAACACUUCUCAGGGCCCAGGGAUGGGGGGUAGUACUGAUUCUGAUGAAAUCACUGUUGGCUCCCUAGUGCAGUUUCUGGGUAAAAAAAUAUUUUAUGGUAUUGUCCGCUGGAUUGGCCAGUUACCCGAUUACCCUGGGAUGACUGCCGGACUGGAACUGGAGGACAGCAGUGCCGGCGUGAGUGAUGGAACAUAUAAAGGAAAACGGUACUUUAACUGUCCUCCUUACUGUGGUUUAUUUGUGAAACUCUCAUCUUGUCUGCCUGAUGAUCGCUUUUCUGCUGUAAAGAAGAAGCUGUUCAAUGGACAGUCUGAUAAUGAUGAGGCAAUGUUAUCUGAGGAACAGGAGAAUGUGCCACCUAUUAGAACAGAAGAUGUGUCAAACCGACUGAUUGGUAAGAUGAAAGGCAUUCAGGGUCACUGCAACUCCUGUUAUAUGGACUCUGCCCUGUUCAGUGUGUUUUCCUGUUCAUCAGUUCUGGAUUCUCUGCUUUUUAAGACUACAGGAUAUGAAACCAUUCAAAGGAUCCUGCUAAAGAACAUUGUUAACCCUCUCCGCAAACAAGGUUUUGUAUCAGAGCACAGUGUGAUGAAUCUUCGGAAACAGUUACAGAAACGGGAACACUGCCCCACUUACACCACAGAUGAGAAGGAUCCCGAGGAGUUCCUCUCUCUUAUCAUGCAGGAAAUUUUCUUUCUGGAUCCACCACUCAUACUCUGCAGCCAAACAGGAAGCACACCAAAAUUGCAAAGUUGUUACUACUACCAAAUCUUUAUGGAUUAUAACCACCAUUUAGUCCUACCGACAGUUCAGCAGCUACUGGAACAUUCAUUUUACAGCAACAGUCUCAAACUGUCAGAGGUGCCUUCCUGCCUGAUUCUUACUAUGCCUCGCUCAGGGAAAAGUUUCAAAAUGUUUCCAAAAAUCAUUCCUUCUACAGAACUGGACAUCACAGGUCUUCUUGCAGAUGGUCCUCAGCAGUGCGUGUUGUGUGGUCAGCUAGCAAUUUAUGAGUGUGCGGAGUGCUUCAGAGACACAACGUUUAGUGAUACAGGAUUCAAAUAUUUCUGUGAGAAAUGUUCCACUCAGGUGCACUUACACCAGCAGCGUCGAUACCACAAACCCAGCCUCCUGCUUCUUCCUCAGGGCUUCUCUUACUCACAGAGUUCAGGGUCAGAUCGCCUCACUCUUCCAAGGGAGAAACUCGAGCUGUUUGCUGUGCUGUGUAUAGAGACCAGCCACUAUGUCUCUUUUGUCAAAUAUGGACCUCAGGAUACUGACUGGAUCUUCUUUGAUAGUAUGGCUGACCGCGUUGGUGAAAGUGAUGGCUAUAAUAUCCCAGAAGUACGUGCAUGUCCUGAGGUUGGCCAGUACCUACAUAUGCCUCUGGCUCAGCUGGCUAAUCAAGUGCCUCGAGAAAUGGAAGGUGUGGCAAAGCGACUCUUCUGCGAUGGUUAUAUGUACCUUUAUCAGAGCAAGACCAUGUGUCUAUAUCGAUAAUUAAAUCAAUACGUACGGUACAUGUCAAUAAAUGAGAAUUAUAUAGGAAUAGGUCUGCUGAGUAAUGGAUUCUAAUAAUGAUAUGUUCUUUUUAAGGAAAAUUGUGAAACUAUAUGCUUCUGCUCCAUAUUUGAGCAUUUAUCUAUCAAAUAUUUACACUUUCUUUUGGAAUUAUUUACUUUCUGUAUGGAAUUCCCAUACUGCAUUGCCUGGGUGGGUGGUACACACUGGUGUCAAGCGAUUAAGACUUGAAUAAAAGCACACAAAUUGUUCAAGUAUGUGUAUAAGAAAUAAUAUGUAAAAUAAUUUUCGAAUAUUAACAAAAUGGGUUUUUAUUUAAAAAAAAAUUUCAAAUGCGUAUUUCUUACCUACUGUAGCUUGCUGCCUUAUUCAUGGUAAUAGAAAAGGGAGUCAAGACAUUUUUGCUUACAUUUAAUACUGACAAGAUAAAGAUUUUGUUUCUGUAACAAAUGAAGUUGAUGACUUACAGAAUUCUAAUAGCAAUUUUCAAUUGUAUUGGUUCAUGAGGUUCUGUGUUAAGAUUUCUGGCUUCUGAAUAACAUUGUGAGCAACAUAAUAUGUAAAUACUGUCACAAAUUAUCUGUAAUAUUUUGAUUCUUUAAUUUGUUUGUUUUAGUCUAUUUGAUUUCAUUUCGGUGAAAAAGAUCAACCAAAAAAUAAAUAUGUCUUGACAGGAA
Carassius carassius (crucian carp) is the source of this 3165-nucleotide messenger RNA. RefSeq names its product cylindromatosis (turban tumor syndrome), like (gene cyldl). Gene Ontology annotation, cellular component: cytosol. Bases 149 to 2467 code for a protein of 772 amino acids. The record is from RefSeq and is a predicted model, not a curated record. Gene Ontology annotation, molecular function: K63-linked deubiquitinase activity; cysteine-type deubiquitinase activity. The transcript has 14 exons. NCBI's taxonomy places the organism in Eukaryota, Metazoa, Chordata, Actinopteri, Cypriniformes, Cyprinidae. Gene Ontology annotation, biological process: protein K63-linked deubiquitination.